Messenger RNA from Gadus macrocephalus (Pacific cod), 6784 nucleotides. It is a transcript of the gene kif21a, whose product is annotated as kinesin family member 21A. Gene Ontology annotation, biological process: microtubule-based movement; mitotic spindle organization. Gene Ontology annotation, molecular function: microtubule binding; microtubule motor activity; ATP binding. The coding region runs from base 452 to 5263 and encodes 1603 amino acids. The transcript has 35 exons. NCBI's taxonomy places the organism in Eukaryota, Metazoa, Chordata, Actinopteri, Gadiformes, Gadidae. The record is from RefSeq and is a predicted model, not a curated record.
GUUUAGCGGACGGCGUGCGACCGGAGAGCUCCCCCCUUCACACAGCACAGUUCGGUCUCCUCUCCCUGCAUGCAUGCUUCGCAGCGGGAGCCCGGAGCACUGCACACCGCACACUGCACACUGCACGCUGCACGCGGGUGCCCAUUAACCGGGAUAUGCACGCCCGGUAGGCCCGCCAGGCUGACGGCCGCGCACAUUGUCUCUAUUGCGCGUGUAACACAGAGUUAGCAGUGAGGCGGGUUGUUUUGUUGAGUCGUAGUCGAGGUGGACGCGGACCGCUCCAUUCGUCGCACGCAGCACACACACACACACGCACACACACACAUUCUGCUGGGAGAGAGUGCGCACUUGUUUUUUCUUUCUCCGGGUGGAUCCGAUGAGACCCAAUCGAUACGGAUCGAUCUUUUUUCUUUCCAACUGUUGCACGGACGCGUGGGAGCGGUGAGGCAGCAUGAGUUCGGGACAGGACGAGAGCUCGGUUCGCGUGGCACUGAGGAUCCGGCCCCAGCUGGGCCGGGAGAAGAUCGAGGGAUGCCACAUCUGUACUUAUGUGAUGCCCGGGGAGCCACAGGUGAUCCUGGGGAAGGACAAGGCCUUCACCUACGACCACGUCUUCGACAUGGACUCCCAGCAGGACGCCAUCUACGAGGCCUGCACCGAGAAGCUCAUAGAGGGAUGCUUUGAGGGCUACAACGCCACCAUCUUUGCCUACGGACAGACGGGCUCGGGGAAGACGUACACCAUGGGGACGGGCUUCGACGUCAACAUCGGGGAGGAGGAGCUGGGCAUCAUCCCCCGCGCCGUGCACCACCUGUACCGGGGCGUGGCCCAGCGCCGCCAGGCCGCCCAGGACCAGGGCCGGCCCGUACCCGAGUUCAAGAUCAACGCCCAGUUCCUGGAGCUCUACAACGAGGACGUCCUGGACCUGUUUGACUCUGUCCGAGACGCCAAGCAGAAACCCCACAUCAAGAUCCACGAGGACGCGGCGGGGGGCAUCUACACCGUGGGGGUCACCACCCGCACCGUGGCCACCGAGGAAGAGAUGAUGCAGUGCCUGAAGCUGGGGGCCCUCUCCCGGACCACCGCCAGCACCCAGAUGAACGUGCAGAGCUCGCGCUCCCACGCCAUCUUCACCAUCCACCUCUGCCAAGUGCGCGUGUGCGCCCCCGACCCCGACGCUGACGCCGACGCCCAGGACGGAGAGACGGACAACAGGGUUUCCAACGGCAACUCGGAGAUCGACGAGUUUGAAACCCUGACAGCCAAGUUCCACUUCGUGGACCUGGCCGGGUCGGAGAGGCUCAAGAGAACCGGGGCGACGGGGGAGCGCGCCAAGGAGGGCAUCUCCAUCAACUGUGGACUGCUGGCCUUGGGGAACGUGAUCAGUGCCUUGGGAGACCGUAGCAAGCGGUCGUCCCACGUCCCGUACAGAGACUCCAAGCUCACCAGACUGCUGCAGGACUCCCUAGGGGGCAACAGCCAAACGGUGAUGAUCGCCUGCAUCAGCCCGUCUGACCGGGACUUCAUGGAGACUCUGAACUCACUGAAGUACGCCAACCGGGCGCGCAACAUCAAGAACAAGGUGGUGGUGAACCAGGACCGCGCCAGCCAGCAGAUCAGCGUCCUGAGAACCGAAAUCGCCCGGCUGCAGAUCGAGCUCAUGGAGUACAAGACGGGGAAGCGCUUGGCGGGGGAGGACGGCGUGGAGAGCUUCAGCGACAUGUUCCACGAGAACGCCAUGCUGCAGACGGAGAGCGGGAACCUGCGGCUCCGGGUCAAGGCCAUGCAGGAGACCAUCGACGCCCAGCGGGCCCGCCUCACCCAGGUCCUCAGCGACCAGGCCAACCAGGCGCUCAGCCGGGCAGGGGAGGGAGGCAGCGAGGAGAUCGGCAACAUGAUCCACGGUUACAUCAAGGAGAUCGAAGACCUCAGAGCCAAGCUGCUGGAGAGCGAGGCCAUCAACGAGAGCCUCCGUAAGAACCUGUCCCGGGCCUCCACCCGCCAGUCCCUGUACGGGGGCCCCGGGGGGCCCUUCUCCUCCAUGGCCCCCGAGAAGGAGACCUCGGACGUCAUUGAGCUGGCCAAGAAGGACCUGGAGAAGCUGAAGAAACGGGAGCGCAAGAAGAAGAGGAGACUCCAGCUCCUGCUGGAGGAGCGCGAGCAGCAGGGGGGGGAGGAGGCGCUGGAGGAGGUGGGGGGUCCCAGCGCUGUGAAGGAGGAGCUUCCAGACAACGACCAGGACAAGGGGGCGGAGGGGGCGGAGAAGGAGGGGCCGGAGAGGGCCAACGAGGAGGCAGAGAUGGAACCCCAGGAGGGCAGCGACCACGAGGAGGGAGAGGAGGACGAGGAGGAGGAUGAGGAGGAGAUGGACGUGGAGGAGAGCUCGGACGACUCUGACUCAGAGUCGGAUGAAAAAGAGAACUUCCAGGCGGACCUGGCCAACAUCACAUGUGAGAUCGCCAUCAAGCAGAAGCUGAUUGACGAGCUGGAGAACAGCCAGCGGCGGCUGCACACGCUGAAGCAGCAGUACGAGCAGAAGCUCAUGAUGCUGCAGAGCAAGAUCAGGGACACCCAGCUGGAGAGGGACCGCGUGCUGCACAACAUGGGCUCGGUGGAGAGCGGCACGGAGGACAAGGCCCGCAAGAUCAAGCUGGAGUACGAGAAGAGGCUGAGCGUGAUGAACAAGGAGCUGCAGAAGCUGCAGACGGCUCAGAAGGAGCACGCCCGCCUGCUGAAGAACCAGUCGCAGUACGAGAAGCAGAUGAAGAAACUGACCCUGGACGUGGCCGAGAUGAAGAAGACCAAGGUCAGGCUGAUGAAGCAGAUGAAGGAGCAGCAGGAGAAGAACCGAAUGAACGAGUCUCGCAGGAACCGGGAAAUCGCCUCCCUGAAGAAAGACCAGCGCAAGCAGGAGCACCAACUCAAGCUGCUUGAGGCCCAGAAGAGGCAGCAGGAGCUGAUCCUAAGGAGGAAGACUGAGGAGGUCACGGCUCUGAGGCGACAGGCCCGGCCCACGUCUGGGAAGGUCAUCAGGAAGGUCACAACCUCUGACCCCAGCCAGGACCCCUACAGACCUCCCUCUGGACGCAUGUACGCCCCGGGCAACGCUGCUCCAAACGGCACCAGGUCUUCGUACCGGCGCAUGACGGGCCUGUACUCCACCAGAGUGGCCCGGGUAAAAUGGCAGUCCUUGGAGCGCCGCAUCUCUGACGUCAUCAUGCAGAGGAUGACCAUCUCCAACAUGGAGGCCGACAUGAACCGCCUGCUCAAGCAACGGGAGGAGCUGACCAAGCGCAAGGAGAAGGUGAUCCGGAAGCGGGAGCGUCUGUCGAGGGAGGGGCCGGAGGCGGAGCGGGCGGCGGCGGCGCCACUGAACGAGGAGGUCGACGCCCUGGGGGCGAACAUCGACUACAUCAAUGACAGCAUCGCCGACUGCCAGGCCAACAUCAUGCAGAUGGAGGAGGCUAAGGAGGAGGGAGACACGGCGGACGUCUCGGCCGUGAUUGGCUCGUGCACGCUGACAGAAUCCCGCUUCCUACUGGAUCACUUCAUGUUCAUGGUCAUCAACAAGGGUCUGCAGGCGGCCCAGAAGGAGUCCCAGGUGAAGGUGAUGGAGGGGCGUCUGAAGCAGACGGAGAUCACCAGCGCCACCCAGAACCAGCUGCUGUUCCACAUGCUGAAGGAGAAGGCCGAGGUCAACCCUGAGCUGGACGCGCUGCUCGGGAACGCCCUGCAGGAGCUAGGUAGCAUACCGCCGGAGAACGCAGACGACAGCAGCAGCGACGAGUCAGCCCAGAGUCCCUCGGCAGAAGGGAGCACCUUGGCUUCGGACCUCAUGAAGCUGUGUGGGGACACCAGAACCAGGAGUAAGGCUCGCAGGCGGACCACCACUCAGAUGGAGCUGCUGUACCCCAACAGUGACUCCGCCCCGGACACGCCCACCGACUUCUCCAGCCCCAUGCUGCCAUUGGCCGAAACGCCGGAAGGGGGCGGGGAGCUGGACUUGUCGGGCUCCUCUGUCAGGGACUACACUGCUCUUUCUCCUGGCUUCUCCUCUAAAAUGGGCAGCAUAGCGGUCAGCUCAGGGUCCCGGGCUCCGUCAGGGGCCGAGAGGCGGGCCCCCGAGCCGUCCCCGCUCUCUCGCAGGAAGACCUAUGACAAGGCACAGGCCGCGUCCGACAGGGCAAAGGUCAAGGAGAUCAAACAGGGUAUCAUCAGCCCUGUGCAGGGCUCUAAGAGCAGCCGUCUGGCGGCUCUGCAGUGCGUCCACGUGGCUGAGGGCCACAGCAAGGCGGUGCUCUGUGUGGACAGCACCGACGACCUGCUGUUCACUGGCUCCAAGGACCGGACCUGCAAGGUGUGGAACCUGGUGACGGGCCAGGAGAUCAUGGCCCUGGGGGGCCACCCCAACAACGUGGUGUCGGUGCGCUACAGCUCCAGCCUGGUGUUCACCGUCUCCACCUCCUACAUCAAGGUGUGGGACAUCCGCGACUCGGCCAAGUGCAUCCGCACGCUCACGUCCUCGGGGCUGGUGAACGUGGGUGAGGUCUGCUCGGCCAACACCAGCCGCACCGUCACCAUCCCGGCCGGCGAGAACCAGAUCAACCAGAUGGCGCUGAACGCCAGCGGCACCGUGCUCUACGCCGCCGCCGGCAACAGCGUCCGCGCCUGGGACCUCCGCAGGUUUGCGUCGACGGGGAAGCUGACAGGCCACCUGGGUCCGGUGAUGUGUCUGACGGUGGACCAGACGGUGAACCACCAGGACCUGGUCAUCACGGGCUCCAAGGAUCACUACAUCAGGCUGUUUGAUGUGACAGAGGGGUCUCUGGGCAGCAUCGCCCCCACCCACAACUUUGAGCCCCCCCACUACGACGGCAUCGAGUCCCUGGUGGUCCAGGGAGAUCUGCUGUUCAGCGGCUCCCGGGACAACGGCAUCAAGAAGUGGGACCUGGACCGCAAAGACCUGCUGCAGCAGGUGCCCAACGCCCACCGGGACUGGGUGUGCGCCCUGGGCCUGGUGCCGGGCACGGCCGCCCUGCUGAGCGGCUGCAGGGGGGGGGUGCUGAAGCUGUGGCACACGGACACACUCGGGCCCCUGGGGGAGCUGAGGGGCCACGAGAGCCCCAUCAACGGCAUCUCCACCAACAGCAGCCACCUGUUCACCGCCUCCGACGACCGCACGGUGAAGAUCUGGCGAGCCAGGGGUGGUCUGGACAGCACCACGGACGCGGCCGACGCGGCCGAGGAACUGGCCAGCAACUGACCCCCCCCCUCCCCACCCCCCCCCUCCCCCUGCACCCUGUUGACCCCUCCCCCCUGCCGAGGGGAACCCCUGAACAGUGGCCUGGGAUGCCAGCGCUCUGCACUUUGAAUCACCCCCCCCCCCACACCCCUAACCUGUAGCCAUGGUAACCAAGCCCACAGGAAAUGUGAAAAAUAAAGGACGUUGGCGACUCGCGACUCGUCUCAGCGUGACCUUGACCACGCCCCCUUAGUCUUAACGCAGAUGGCUCCGCCCUCGUGUGAUUCCCCGCUCUGCUCUGAUAGGUGACGCCGCGAAUGAAACGGCCCCCGUGUGUUCUCCCACCCCCCCCCCCCCUCCCACGUAGACACCACUCGAUACCACGAAUGUCUGACUCCCGACACAUUGACCCCCCCCCCCCGACUGACCGUUGUGCGUCUCGCUGACCGCGCCUGCGGGCCACGCCCACUGAUUGUGAAACACGUAUUAGCAUGUAGAGAAGAGCCGGCCAAUGAGAGGGCGCCGUGCAGGGCUGGGAGCUGGCUUUCAGCCUCACCCCCCCCCCCCCUCACCCCUCCUCCCUCCUCCCCAUCACUAAUCAAGUAGCUUUACGAGAGAAGGAGACGGAUCAGAAUUACCACCUCCUCCUCCUUUCCUGCUCCUCCUCCUCCUCUUCCUCUUCGCCUCGCCGUCCUCCAUGCUGCAGCCCCGCCCACAAAGCUCGUCUUAACCGCGGUCCUAUACACUGUACACCUGACCCAUCAACGCUGUGUGUGUGUGUGUGUGUGUGUGUGUGUGUGUGUGUGUGUGUGUGUGUGUGUGUGUGUGUGUGUGUGUGUGUGUGUGUGUGUGUGUGUGUGUGUGUGUGUGUGUGUGUGUGUGUGUGUGUGUGUGUGUGUGUGUGUGUGUCCUCCGCUCCUCAUCACGGGGUUCUGACUGUUGGGGUUCAGCAGGGGAGGGGGGGGGGGGGGGGGGGGGCAGGGUCCGCUUAUUGCCAUAGCAACCCUACUUGAUGUUCACAACAAUUGUUUCCUCUUGGCAGAGGUCGCGGCCUUUGACCUGGCACUACAAUGUAAACAUAAUGAUGUCUCUCUCUCUCUCUCUCUCUCUCUCUCUCUCUCUCUCUCUCUCUCUCUCUCUCUCUCUCUCUCUCUCUCUCUCUCUCUCUCUCUCUCUCUCUCUCUAAAAAAAACAGUCUUUUCAUUGAAUGUUGUGGUCGUGCGACAGUACAUAUCUACUGUUUUCUGUAACCAAUGUAUUCAAACAGCCUGAUUGUGUGUUACUCUGUGUGGUAACGUACCCCCCUCCCCACACCCAAAGAGGACCCGAAGGAAGACUUCAGCCUUACUUCAACAGUCUUACAGACAGAUUUGCCGGUUGGGCGGCCGUCUUGAGUGUGUUUCCGUUCAGCCGCUGUAUUCUCUCACACUGGACGUUUCUCCCCCUCCCACUUUCUCCAGUUUUAGUAGUUGUUUGAAGAUGGCGGACUCGUAGUGAUUCUAAUGUCAGAUGCAAGGUUAAUAAAAUGUCAUCUGUCAAAAA